AUGCAGAAGAGACUCACGAUAUUUGGGGAGCCAUUGGCCUACUGGGCAGAAGAUAUGCUUAAGGCCGCACUCUCCACAAACACAAACACAGGAGAUUCACUUUCACAUACUAAAGUAUAUGUACUGACUUAUCCACAGAUUCAUCAACUAUUCCUCCCUGUAAAACCACAUCGCUUGUGGAGUGUAAUGAUUCCAGAAGAGGAACUGGAAUACACACUACACGCAGGGAUCGCACGAGCCACACUUGUACAUUCACAACGUCUGCGAAGAUUAGAUGUUAAUCGCGGUGAUACUCCUGUUGUGGUGGACAUCACAGCAACGGCUCUCUCUGCGAGGGGAGUGGCAUUAACCAAUGAUGAGAGUACUCUGAGUAAAAUGAGGGAAUUGGCAAAAGAACGUCAUUAUGAUUCUCCAUUUUGGCUUACUCGUGAGGAAAUGGAAUAUUUUGUUUUUUCAAAUAACAGGUUACAAAGAUUGUUUAAUUGUAAUAUACCUCAUUCUAAUGGCGGAUUGGAUAAUUAUAAGAAGAUUCCAAGUAUUGAAGUGGAAAAUGAACGUAAGCAAAAAUGUCAUGUGAUGAACCUAUCAGAGUUUGCAAAAAUCACAUCCAGUACAUUUAGCUUUAAUUCUUCUUUAUCAUCUUCUUCUUCUAAUAAUAAUAAUAAUAAUAUGAUGAUGACGAAUACAACUGUCUCUCCUGAAGGACGUGGUUUAAAUCAUAACACUGCAUUUCACAUGUUUCGUCAAUUUAGACCAAUUGAUAUUCGCACAAAGUCUUUAUUUCCCCCCGACAUUGCGGAUGCCCUUCGUAAGUACAGUAUGACCACUGGCUGUUGGUGUACUGUCUGGGGAACUCCUAAUGACUACACGGCGUUGGAUUUAAAAGUUCCUGAAGGACCGCUGGGCGUGUGGGUAUUUGAUGCGGAGGACUCUCCAUUGUUUCUCACACCGGCGUUAACGUGCGAUAACCCUGUGAAGGCUCUCACACACGUCUAUAAAGACGAUCACAUUAUUUUCACACAACCAUAA
Trypanosoma theileri is the source of this 1029-nucleotide messenger RNA. RefSeq lists its product as uncharacterized. The transcript has a single exon. Bases 1 to 1029 code for a protein of 342 amino acids. The record is from RefSeq and is a predicted model, not a curated record. Lineage: Eukaryota; Euglenozoa; Kinetoplastea; Trypanosomatida; Trypanosomatidae.